AACCAGGCGCGGGCGGUAGCUGACUAGGAAGGUGCAACUAAGGUGGUGCGACCGUGUCUCGACAGUCUUGACACAACAUAAAUAGACUGUCACUGUAAUCGAAGACGUGUUUAUAUAACGCAGCGCACGAUCUCGUAGUGUAUGCUUGUGGACGUUAAUUGUUGUAACGAGGAAACCAGCAGUGUGAAAUCGCGCCGGUGGGAAUCCAUGUUGGGGUGAGGACGUCUUCCCUGCGAUAGUUUCCUUAGUGGAUUCAGACGUUUCUGAACAAGACACACGUUUUUGCAUCAUUGCACUACAAAAACGGGUGAAACAUGGCAGCAAUGCAACGAGCCUGUCAGUUCCGAAGGGCUUCCAACGCCUGCAGUCGCAUCUGCGAAGCACAGCACUUAUCAUUUCGCGAGAAAGUCGUGCUGCCGGCCUGUGCGUGCCUACAAGCAAACGUACGGCUGCUGUCCACCUCGCAGCGACGCUCAUCUUCUAGCAGUACGCCCGGGUCAGUAGACGUCUCUUCAGCGGAGUACCAGUUCCUGGAGCGCAGUAUCCUGCCCACUAUGCAUUUUCAGAAGAGCCUUCCACGACUGCCAAUUCCAAAAUUGGAAAAAACUUGUGAGCGUUACUUGAAUGCUUUGGAGCCUCUGGUUACUUCAGAAGAUUUGGAAAAUACACGUGUUCUUGUUCACGCCUUCAAGAAUAAUGAAGGUGCAGAAUUGGACAGCCUGCUGAGAAAGAAGGACAAGGCCAACAAGCACACCAGUUACAUCUCAGCUCCUUGGUUUGACAUGUACCUGACUUCUCGCAAACCUCUUCCACUCAACUUCAAUCCAUUUUUGGCAUGGAAAGAUGACAAGCGGCCAGCAUACAUGGAUCAGACUGUUCGUGCAUGCAACAUGGUGAUCUCUUCUCUGCGCUUCUUGCGGUCCCUGCAAACCAAUCAGCUGGAGCCCAUGGUGUAUCACCUCAAUGCCAAAAAGAGUGACACACAGGCAUACAGACGUACCAUCAAAAUGCUGCCAGAAGCCUUGGCAUGGUAUGCAAGUGCUCUACUGUGGAAGGCUUACCCACUCGACAUGAGCCAGUUUCACAACCUCUUCGCAAGCACUCGAAUACCACUGAUUGUGCGUGAUAAAAUAGAGGUGUUUCCAGACUCCAAGCAUAUACUAGUAAUCCGCAAUGGCCACUUCUAUGCCCUUCAGGUUCUGGAUGAUAAAGGCAACCUGUUUGGACCUGAGCAUUACCAAGCAUGCCUAAGUCGCAUCAUGACUGACAAUCGGCCUGCACCUGCUGUUCCUGUGUCCGCUCUGACAGCAGGACCUCGGGAUGACUGGGCGAGGGCGCGUAAUGAACUCCUGUCUGCUGGAAAUGAGAGCACACUGCAGCAAAUAGACAGUGCCCUCUUUGUGCUGGUGCUGGACAGGGAAGCAUUUCAGGGCACAGAACAAGAGAAGAUAGCUCACCAUUUUCUUCAUGGCCCUGUUCACAACAGGUGGUUCGACAAGUCCUUUUCACUGCUUCUCACAGCAGAGGGGCAUGCAGCUAUUAACUUUGAGCACUCGUGGGGUGAUGGAGUGGCUGUACUGCGCUACUUUAACGACAUCUACACUGACAGCACUGAGCGACCUUAUGUUCACCCCGGAGAGUCUGCAAUUAUCAAUCCCGAGCCCUACAUUCAACGGCUUGACUUCAUCGUUAAUGAUUCAGUGAAAGCUGAUGUGCAGAAAGCCCAGCGAAAUUACGAGGAACACACAGGCAACCUUCAGUUGGCUGCUAUGGUGCACUCUGGCCUCACCAGGGAGCUUAUCAAGCAGAGCAAGCUCAGCCCGGAUUCAGUCAUGCAGCUCUCCUUUCAGCUGGCCUAUUUCCUGGCACAUGGAGGCACUGCGGCCACUUAUGAAUCGUGCAGCACGUCCGCUUUCAAGCACGGGCGAACCGAAACAGUGCGACCCGCAACGAUGGCCACAAAACGUUGCGUGAACGCACUCAGUUCAAACAAAGACCUCAAGCAUGCUCGACCGCUACUGGAGGAGUGCUCCAGAGUUCACAACCAACUCACAAAGGAGGCCGCCAUGGGUCAGGGGUUCGACCGCCACUUGUUUGCCUUGAGAGUCUUGGCUGAAGAGAAGGGACAGGCCUUGCCUGCAAUUUACAGAGACAAAUGCUUCGAAGAGGCAAAUCACUUUGUCCUUUCAACAUCCACUUUACAUGGUGUGGCUUUCAGUGGUGGUGGCUUUGCUCCUGUCGUGCCAGAUGGCUAUGGCAUCGGCUAUGGCAUGGUUGAUGACAAGUUGGGAGCCCUGGUCAGUGCUUACAGCCCACAUCGAGAUGCCAGGAAUUUCUCAGCGUGUAUGGCUGAAGCUCUAGAUCGUAUCUGUAUUGCCAUGAAGUGCACCUAGGUAGCGAUAGAAGUAUUCUUCACAUGAAGAUAGUUGAUGAUGCAUUCCUCUUAGUUUUGCCAAGGUUUAAUUUAAAGUAAUGCUGCCACUUCACUAACAAGGAGUGUGAGCACGGGGGCUCAAUCACUUUUUGUAUUCUUUGCAUAAGAUGGCAUUGAUCAUUUCGUGGAGCACACGGCAUACAGUGGUUUUCGUGUAACGUUUUAAAUCUGAAUUUAUGGACCAGUGUAAGCCAAUAAAUGCAGAGUAUGUUUUAGUAACACACAUAAACACAGACAUACAUACAUGUAUAUAUUGAUGCUUUGUACACUUGUAAAAGACAAUAAAAAGUAUUUUCUUGAUCA
Molecule: messenger RNA, 2737 nt
Organism: Rhipicephalus sanguineus (brown dog tick)
Lineage: Eukaryota; Metazoa; Arthropoda; Arachnida; Ixodida; Ixodidae
Gene: CPT2
Product: carnitine O-palmitoyltransferase 2, mitochondrial
Exons: 11
Coding region: 315-2393 (692 amino acids)
Biological process (GO): fatty acid beta-oxidation
Cellular component (GO): mitochondrion
Molecular function (GO): carnitine O-palmitoyltransferase activity
Source: RefSeq, a predicted model, not a curated record